Molecule: messenger RNA, 3515 nt
Organism: Ochotona curzoniae (black-lipped pika)
Lineage: Eukaryota; Metazoa; Chordata; Mammalia; Lagomorpha; Ochotonidae
Gene: TMCC2
Product: transmembrane and coiled-coil domain family 2
Exons: 5
Coding region: 477-2600 (707 amino acids)
Biological process (GO): amyloid precursor protein metabolic process
Cellular component (GO): endomembrane system
Source: RefSeq, a predicted model, not a curated record
GGGAGCCGGAGGCAGGGCCGGGGGCCGCUGCCGGCACGGAGGGCGGCGGACACGCACCUGCCCGGCCGGCUGCCCCGAGCCCUGCCUCGCCCAGCGAGCAGCAGUCCGCCAGCCGGGAGGGAUGCGCCGCGCCACCCAGCUCCUUUUCGCCCCGCCGUGCCCUAAAGCAGAAAGUUUGGGGGUCUGGGGCUCUCUCCCUCCGCCCUCUCCAAUGACUGCCCAAGGUCUCCGGCCGCCCGGCCUCGACUGUGACCCGCCUUCACUCCCCAGUUUGGAAUGAGCUCUUUCAACCAGUACCGAAGGCUUCUUUAUCGCCCAUCGCUUACCCACCUUUAAAAAUCAGAUUUUUUUUUUAAAUUCAAGAAAUUGUGAUCUUGCGGUCCCCCUGCUUGUGAGUACUUUGUACCCCAGGCCUCGUGUCUGAGUGUCAGAGGGGUGCCGUUUCCCCAAGACGGCGCGUUGGAAGGACACACACCAUGAAGAGGUGCAGGUCGGACGAGCUGCAGCAACAGCAGGGAGAGGAGGAUGGAGCCGGGCUGGAAGACGCUGCCUGCCACCUGCCGGGUGCGGACCUCCGGCCUGGGGAGACCGCGGGUGCUAACCCUGCUGGUGCACCAAGUUCGGACACGAGCGCUGCAGCGGCGCCCAGGCCGGGUUCCCGGAACAAGCCCCCUGAUCUGAAGAAAAUCCAGCAGCUCUCUGAAGGCUCCAUGUUUGGCCACGGCCUGAAGCACCUGUUCCACAGCCGCAGGCGGUCCCGGGAGAGGGAGCAGCAAGCGUCUCAGGAUUCUCAGCAGCAGGGCAUGUCUGACCAUGACUCCCCGGACGAGAAGGAGUGCUCCCCAGAGAUGCACCGUGUCUCCUAUGCCAUGUCCCUGCACGACUUGCCUGCACGGCCCACCGCCUUCAACCGCGUGCUGCAGCAGAUCCGCUCCCGGCCUUCUAUCAAGCGUGGCGCCAGCCUGCACAGCAGCAGUGGGGGCGGUAGUAGUGGGGGCAGCAGCCGACGCACCAAGAGCAGCUCCCUGGAGCCCCAGCGUGGCAGCCCCCACCUGCUGCGCAAGGGCCCCCAGGACAGCAGCCUGGCCGCCAUCCUGCACCAGCACCAGUGCCGCCCCCGCUCCUCCUCCACCACCGACACUGCCCUGCUGCUGGCUGACGGCGGCAACGUGUACCUCCUGGCUGAGGAGGCGGAGGGCAUCGGGGACAAGGUUGACAAGGGAGACGCGGCCACCCUGAACCUCCCCGCCGGCUCCAGCCAUGGGGACUCUGAUGGCCCCAUCUGCCUGGACGUGCCGGAAGGGGCGCCGGACCCCCAGCGGACCAAGGCCGCCAUCGAGCACCUGCACCAAAAGAUCCUGAAGAUCACGGAGCAGAUCAAAAUUGAGCAAGAGGCGCGGGACGACAAUGUGGCCGAGUACCUGAAGCUGGCCAACAAUGCCGACCGGCAGCAGGCGUCGCGCAUCAAACAGGUGUUCGAGAAGAAGAACCAGAAAUCAGCGCAGACCAUCGCGCAGCUGCACAAGAAGCUGGAGCACUACCGCCGGCGCCUGCGGGAGAUCGAGCAGAACGGGCCCUCACGGCAGCCCAAGGAUGUGCUACGGGACAUGCAGCAGGGACUGAAGGACGUGGGCGCCAACGUGCGCGCUGGCAUCAGCGGCUUUGGCGGCGGCGUGGUGGAGGGCGUCAAGGGCAGCCUCUCCGGCCUCUCACAGGCCACGCACAGCGCCGUGGUGUCCAAGCCGCGGGAGUUCGCCAGUCUCAUUCGCAACAAAUUCGGCAGCGCCGACAACAUCGCCCACCUGAAGGACCCGCUGGAGGACGGGCCCCCCGAGGAGGCGGCCCGGGCGCUGAGUGGCAGCGCCACGCUCGUGUCCAGCCCCAAAUAUGGCAGUGACGACGAGUGCUCCAGCGCCAGCGCCAGCUCUGCCGGAGCUGGCAGCAAUUCCGGGGUGGGGCCAGCGGGAGCCCUGGGAAGCCCCAAGUCCAACGUGCUCUACGGAGCCCCUGGCAACCUGGACGCUGUGCUGGAGGAACUGCGAGAGAUCAAGGAGGGCCAGUCGCACCUGGAGGACUCCAUGGAGGACCUGAAGACCCAGCUGCAGAGGGACUACACCUACAUGACCCAGUGCCUGCAGGAGGAACGCUACAGGUACGAGCGGCUGGAGGAGCAGCUGAAUGACCUGACCGAGCUCCAUCAGAAUGAGAUGACUAACCUGAAGCAGGAGCUGGCCAGCAUGGAGGAGAAGGUGGCCUACCAGUCCUACGAGAGGGCACGGGACAUCCAGGAGGCCGUGGAGUCCUGCCUGACCCGUGUCACCAAGCUGGAGCUGCAGCAGCAGCAGCAGCAGGUGGUGCAGCUGGAGGGUGUGGAGAAUGCCAACGCACGGGCACUGCUGGGCAAGUUCAUCAACGUGAUCCUGGCACUCAUGGCCGUGCUGCUGGUGUUCGUGUCGACCAUCGCCAACUUCAUCACGCCGCUCAUGAAGACGCGCCUGCGCACCACCAGCACCGCCCUCCUGGUCCUCGCCCUCUUCUUGCUCUGGAAGCACUGGGACUCCAUCACCUACCUCCUGGAGCACGUGCUGCUGCCCAGCUGAGGGCCUUGCCCAACCCGUCCGUGCUGCCUGCCUGGCCCGUGCUGGCCACAGGGGAAUCCCCAGUGCCUGCGACUUCUUCGUGUGUCUAGUUUGGCCUCUGUCUCCCGGCAGCCCCAGCCCCUCCUCUGUACCCGCUCUGUCUCAUGUCUUCUCCCUGCUGGUCCCAAAGGGGCCUUGGUUGGAGCCGGUGGGGACCCUGAGACUGCAUCAUGAGUUACCAUCGCACGAAGACAUCUCCCAGCCCAGCCAAGUGAGGGGUGCGCAGGGUCAGGAGGGCUUCGGGGAGGAGAAAAGCUCAGGCCCCCUGCCCAUUUCCUCCAGGAUUGGUGGGAGGCUGGCUCCCUAGGGAGCCAGUGAGCAUGGCCUGUCUUUGAGUUUCCUUACCCACCUGUCUGCCCAUUCCUGGAUCUGCCACUUUCAGGGAAGCAGUCCCCAGGGGCCGCAGCCCCAGCCUAAGCCCUGAGGCCUCCAAGGUCUCUGGGAGCACACUGGGUUCUGUGUGUUUAUUUAUUUGUUCCCUUGUCCCUUGCCCACACCUUCCCUGCCAACCUUGGUUGCGGAGGGGAGGGCCCACACUGACCCUCUCUGCAGCUGGGGUUCUUCUGGGCAUCUCUAUACCACGUGGCCUCUGCCUGCUCAGGCUGGGGUGCAGGGCCAAGCAAGGGCGUGGCCUCUCUUUUAUAUGUCUAUUUAUUUUGUACGUGUGUGCCCGUGUGGAGGAGGAUGCCUGCCUCUUUAUUUUUGUAAGGCUCCGGAGUGUUGUGUAUGGUUUCUCUUCACAUCCCAGUCUCCCCAUGGCCACUUCCCAGCAGAGGGAAUUUCUUGGGAAAGGAUCCAGGGGUCCCCAAAAUGGGGAGGGCAGUGCCUGGGGCCGCUGUGCACCUGCCCAGGAAAUAAACACCCUCUCAGUUUUCA